CGUUCGGCGACAUAAUUUGCUUGGGGAUCGAAGUAGCCAUGGGAGACUUUAAGCAUCUGGUUAUCGUCAAGUUCAAAGAAGACAUCGUAAUUGAAGAGAUUCUCAAGGGAUUGGAGAAGCUGGCUUUGGAGAUCGAAGCUGUCAAGUCCUUUGAAUGGGGACAAGACAUGGAAGGGCAAGAGAUGCUUAGACAAGGUUUCACUCAUGCGUUCCUGAUGUCAUUCCACAAGAAGGAGGACUUCACUGCCUUUCUCGGUCAUUCGAAUCACCUAGAGUUCUCCUCUACAUUUUCCUCAGCUAUCGAGAAGGUCGUUGUGCUCGAUUUCCCCGCCGUUCUUGUGAAAUCGCCAGCAUGAUCGCGAUAGUCCUCUGUGCAAUGUGUGUGAUAGCGUAUGUGUGUACUCAGUUACUCGUCCGGUCUGGAUAGAACCCGAUCUACCUACAGACCCUGUUUUGUCUGAAUGCUUCCUGUAAUGUAUUUUGGAUCAUAUGCUUUUGAUGAAUAGACAGUAAGAUUGGUACUGCUAA
This is a messenger RNA of Rhodamnia argentea, 528 nucleotides long. Its product is annotated as stress-response A/B barrel domain-containing protein At5g22580. The record is from RefSeq and is a predicted model, not a curated record. The transcript has 2 exons. Lineage: Eukaryota; Viridiplantae; Streptophyta; Magnoliopsida; Myrtales; Myrtaceae. Bases 39 to 356 code for a protein of 105 amino acids.